This is a messenger RNA of Gastrolobium bilobum, 1717 nucleotides long. RefSeq lists its product as uncharacterized. The transcript is spliced from 6 exons. The coding region runs from base 90 to 1268 and encodes 392 amino acids. The record is from RefSeq and is a predicted model, not a curated record. Lineage: Eukaryota; Viridiplantae; Streptophyta; Magnoliopsida; Fabales; Fabaceae.
ACUCUUCACUCGGUGGUCGACUUAACCUAACCCCCAACGUCGUCGUUUCAUCCUCGUUAUUAUCAUUGUCUCGAGAAACCACCGUAUCAAUGUCGGCCAUCGCCGGCGGAAGCCGCAGCCGGAAUCGGCAUCUCGGCGAGAACCGUUUCUACAGUCCGCCAGCGUUGCGGAAACAAAGAGAAAAACAGGAGCAGCAGCAGCAGCGGUCUUCGCUGUCGAGAACUUCAUCGGAGAACAGGCCUGGUUCCUCUUCCGAUUGUUCGAUUUCUUCGCGUGCCACAUCUGACAUGUCCAAUUUGGAUCGAUUAUUGGAGUACAUCACGCCCCAAGUUACGGCCCAAUAUUUACCGAAGACAAGCUCGAGGAGAUGGAAAACGAGGGAGGCGGAAUUACAUCCAUACUAUGUGCUUGGGGACUUGUGGGAAUCUUUCAAGGAAUGGAGUGCAUAUGGGGCAGGUGUUCCUCUCGUGUUGAAUGGGAAUGAAUCUGUCACACAGUAUUACAAUGUCUCCUUGUCUGCCAUUCAGCUGUAUAUCGAUCCGUCAAAACCUUCCACACGUUUAAGGAAACCCAGUCAAGAAAGUGAUUCUGAAUCAGCUAGAGAGACAAGCAGUGAUAGUAGCAGUGGCUAUUGUCAUGAAAGAGGAGCAAAGAGUGUUCAUGGCAGUAGGAAUCAUCCUAACGUUUUGGAUGCUAGCAAUCAUACUUUGGAAAGGGUUUCACUAAGUAAACCUUUCCUGGGUUCAUCAAGUGAUGAGAUUGAUAGCUGCAACCCACCUGGUCAGCUUAUAUUUGAAUACUUUGAGCAUGAGACACCUUAUAAUCGUGAGCCAUUAGCAGAUAAGAUUUCUGAUCUUGCACGUCAAUUUCCAGAGUUGAAGACAUACUGGAGCUGUGAUCUUUCACCUGCAAGUUGGGUUUCAUUGGCUUGGUAUCCAAUAUAUAGAAUACCUACAGGUCCAACACUACAGAGCCUGAGUGCUUGUUUCCUGACCUUCCAUUCCCUAUCAACAGCUUUGCAAAGUUCAAAUACUGACGGGCUACAUAUUAAUUAUUCGAGAGGUAGGGACAUGUCAUCCAAGCUAUCAUUGCCAAUCUUUGGGCUUGCCUUUCACAAGUUCAAAGUUUCUGUCUGGGAUCCUGAUGGGGUUUCUGAAUGUCAGAAAGCCAAUUCUCUGUUGCAAGCUGCUGAAAACUGGCUUAGGCGAUUGCGAGUUAAUCAUCCUGAUUACAGUUACUUUAUAUCCCAUCAAACACAUUUGAGAUGAGCAGAGGUUUCUCUAAACAGAAGCAGCCCGACUCCCAAAUACCAGCUUAUGUAGUCCCUGCUCAGUAUACUUGUGUUGUCCAUUAAAUGAACAGUUAUUUUUCCAUGUGAUCAUACAUAAACGCCAGGAUCACUUGUGUUUUCCUAAAAUAGAACGGCAGGGUUGCUGCUUCAGUAAGGGAUUCAGGGGAAGAGUAGGUAUUGAAAAUUAUAAACGUUUCAUAUUAAAAGGGCCUGCUUCUGAUUUCACAGGAUGCAAAUGCCUUUAACGAAGAGUUUCUGCUUCUUUUAUGUCACUUACCUGAUGAUGGCGAAAAGAUCCAAUUGAUACGUAUUUUACCUUUUACUUCUUGUCCAGUACAGCCGAUUCUGACAUAUUUAUGCUCAGUAUAUACAUCCUUAUGGCGAGAUGUAAGUAUACUGCAGGAUUUACUACCACUUACUACCUGA